Molecule: messenger RNA, 973 nt
Organism: Vicia villosa (hairy vetch)
Lineage: Eukaryota; Viridiplantae; Streptophyta; Magnoliopsida; Fabales; Fabaceae
Product: VQ motif-containing protein 11
Exons: 1
Coding region: 155-730 (191 amino acids)
Source: RefSeq, a predicted model, not a curated record
AUUAUCAUAAAGCAAAGCAAACACACAUCUUCAUUCCUCAAACACAUCUCUCCCAUUCCCUCUCUCUCCUCUUUCUCUCUCUACAUUUCCACUUAUAAAACCUCACACCUCAUUCCUUUAUUCCCGCUUCCCCUCUCUCUCUCUCUCUACAACCAUGCAUUCACCAACGUACGGAUCCGACCCGACAGCACAACCAAACACAACCUUCGUACAAGCCGACCCAUCCAACUUCCGAUCAGUCGUUCAAAAACUAACCGGAGCAUCCCAAGACCCAUCAGCCCAAAAACUUCCACUCACACUCCCAUCUCGUCUAACCCAAGCCCAAGCCCACCGUCUACCACCAUCCACCACCACUUCCGAACAACCAAUGGGCCCAAAAAAACCAAACUUCAAACUCCACGAACGCCGCUCCAAAAAACUUCAACUAACCGUUUCGGAAACUCCCACGAUGUUCCAAAACAACAACAUGAUGAUGAUGUUGAUGAACAACAACAACAAUAACAACAUUCGAAGUGUUGUUAUGGCUUCACCUGUUUCUCCAUUAGAAUACUACAUGGCGCAUGGAAAUAGUCCAAAGUCACCCUAUGAAGAAGAUGAAGAAAAAGAAGAAGAAAAAGUGAUAGCUCAAAAAGGUUUCUAUUUGCACCCCUCUCCUAGAUCCUCUCAACAACCACCUCAACUCUUACCUCUUUUUCCUUUGCAUUCUCCUUCUUCUCAAUCUCAUUCUUAAUUAAUAAUUAAUUAUUUUUAUUUUAUUUUUUUGAGAGAGUUGAUUGUUUUUUUAUUUUUGUAAUAUUAUUAAUUAAUUACUAAUUAGUAGUAGUAACUAUUAUUAACUUUGUUAGAUUGGAUUUUAUAUUUUUAAAAUUUAAUGUAUUGCGUGUGUCAGUGUGUGUAUCUGUAAUGUGGAAUGUGAAUAAAUACUGUUGUUUGUUAUGUUUGAUUCUGCGUUGAAAAGUUUGGUUUGGUUUUA